AAAAACAUCCGACACGUAAAUGGAAGAUAGUCUACACGUCUAUGAAAAUUGAACACAGUGGCGAAAACCAAUUUAGAGAGCUCAGCGAAUUCCAUCGCUGUGGGGAAAAGGAAGCUUUGCAGAAAGCAGAUUGAGGGAAGCUAUGGAGUCGAAGAGCAAUCCCAACUCUCUCACAAUACUUCACAACGCCAUGAUCAUCACCAUGGAUCCUGAAAACCGUGUCUUCCGGAACGGCGGAAUCGUAAUCGCCGGCGACAAAAUCGAGGCCAUCGGCCACUCUUCCGAACUUCUCCGCCAAUUUUCUGCCUCUGCCGAUCACAUUGUCGACCUUCAUUCUCAAAUCUUGCUCCCUGGGUUUAUUAACACGCAUGUCCACACUUCUCAGCAGCUUGCUCGGAGCAUAGCCGAUGAUGUGGAUUUAAUGACUUGGUUGCACCAUCGCAUUUGGCCCUACGAAUCAAGCAUGACUGAGGAAGAUUCCUACAUUUCCACUUUGCUCUGUGGUUUAGAACUCAUCCACUCGGGUGUAACAUGCUUCGCUGAGGCAGGGGGGCAACAUGUAUCUGGAAUGGCCAAGGCAGUAGAGUUGCUGGGUUUGCGGGCGUGCUUAACUCAGUCGAUAAUGGACUGUGGGGAAGGAUUGCCGCAUACUUGGGCUGCUACAACCACUGAUGAUUGCAUUCAGUCUCAGAAGGAGCUUUACAAGAAGCACCACAACACAGCAGAUGGGCGCAUCAGAGUAUGGUUUGGUAUCAGACAAAUUAUGAAUGCUACAGAACGUUUAUUGAUUGAAACAAGGGAUAAUGCAAUAGAACUGAAAACGGGGAUCCACAUGCAUGUUGCAGAGAUACCCUAUGAGAAUCUGAAGGUGAUGAGUGAUCGAAAAGUUGAUCAUGGAACGGUUACUUACUUGGAGAAAAUACAGUUCCUGCAAAACAAUUUGCUGUCUGCUCAUACUGUUUGGGUUGAUGACAAUGAGAUUAGUUUUCUUUCAAGGAAUGGGGUCAAAGUAUCCCACUGUCCAGCUUCUGCAAUGAGAAUGCUUGGAUUUGCACCUAUCAGAGAGAUGCUCGAUGCUGGUAUUUGUGUUUCCAUUGGAACAGAUGGAGCACCGUCAAAUAAUAGAAUGAGCAUAGUUGAUGAGAUGUAUCUCGCAUCUCUAAUUAACAAAGGCCGGGAAGUGUAUGCAAAUGGAACAACCAAUCCCUCUGCUCUUCCUGCUGAAGUAGUUCUGAGAAUGGUGACAAUAAAUGGUGCAAAAUCUGUACUCUGGGAGAAUGAAAUAGGAUCACUCGAAGUUGGGAAGAAGGCGGAUAUGGUUGUGAUCAAUCCUUCCUCAUGGUCUAUGGUCCCUGCCCAUGACAGUAUUUCCUGCCUUGUCUACAGCAUGAGGACUGAAAAUGUGGUCUCUGUAAUGUGCAAUGGCCGGUGGAUAAUGAAAGAUAAGAAGAUUUUGAAUGUGAAUGAGGAAGAUGUAAUUUUGAUGGCAAAGAAAGCUUCCAAGGAACUGCUUGAGAGAGCAGGAAUCAGAAUUCCAAACAGGAUGAACUUCAUGUAAUUGUCAUGCAGCUUCUCUUCAGUUUGUUGUUUUCAGCUUUCAUCAAGUGUAUCACUCAUUCACCCAACCUGUUAUGUUUUUACUUGAUGGUUAAUGUUUUUUUUUCCUUUUAAUUUAGUUUAAAAAAGUUUGAAUUAAAUCUUCUAGGUC
This is a messenger RNA of Momordica charantia (bitter melon), 1708 nucleotides long. RefSeq lists its product as uncharacterized. The record is from RefSeq and is a predicted model, not a curated record. Gene Ontology annotation, molecular function: hydrolase activity, acting on carbon-nitrogen (but not peptide) bonds. Lineage: Eukaryota; Viridiplantae; Streptophyta; Magnoliopsida; Cucurbitales; Cucurbitaceae.